Molecule: messenger RNA, 1113 nt
Organism: Lolium perenne
Lineage: Eukaryota; Viridiplantae; Streptophyta; Magnoliopsida; Poales; Poaceae
Source: RefSeq, a predicted model, not a curated record
UACGAAUAUAUUAAAAACUCAACGACACAACGCGACAUAGAGGACGAAAAUACGAAAUUUGACUAAUUUUUAAACUACUCGUCCGACUCCCAGUCGAAGUCCGAGGAGUGGGUGCUCGGAGUCGUCUCCGACACCGGCGUCGUCGUCCACUCAAAGGAGGAGGAGGAGAGGACGAUGGUGGACGGCCCUGCGCUGUUCUUCUUUUGCUCGUCGAUGGCCUGUUUGGACUUUUUCUUAAUUUCAAUUUGCCCUUCUAGAAGCCCAUACUGGAGAAGUGCGAGUAUCGAUUUGCUCCCGAAUGCCUACUAGUCUCAAACUCUAAUUGAUUUAAUUAAAUCUGUCUGAAUGUUUUUUUCUGUGUGUAAUGUAAUUAAAUAAAAAUAAUAAUUAGGUUAUGUCCACACUUCAAAUUGUACUGGCUAGUCUCAGACUCCAUUGUUUAGUUCCUGGGCCCGGUGACAGCUGACAUGCAUAGACAUAAUAUAUAGAUAGUAGAGGCCGAGAGGACAAUUUUAGGGGACCUCCUCUUACUCUUUCUUGAUGAGUUGUGAGUCACCUGAGUGCUAACUCGGGUUGAAGGAUCGAUCCCCAACUAUCUGUAAUGACAAAUAACUCUUUUGUGUGCACUUUUCUUUCUUGAUCACUAUUUGCUACUCUUGAUUCUUAAACAUCUCAUGUUUUAUUGAAUUUUGAUUAACGUGUUACUGACAUCAUUUAGCACGCGAUCUGCAGAUAGCAAGCAUGAACAGGGGCCAACCUGGAUACUCCAUGGUAGACGACAAGCACCAGGAGCACCGGAUCUCCGCUUCCCUACGCUGCCCCAGCUGUGGCCAUGAGCUGGAAUGCACACCGGACAUGGCUGGGUUUCCUGCCGGCAUCAAGUUCGAUCCGACGGACCAGGAACUGAUCGAGCACCUGGAGUCCAAGGUGAUGGAUGGAGGCUCCAGGGCUCACCCUCUCAUAGAUGACUUCAUACCCACCUUACACGGAAAAGAUGGCAUUUGCUACGCCUUCUCGGCCCUCGCCGCCUUCCUCGCCGCGGAGUCGGCGCGGCGCUUGUCGCGGCUGGCUUUCUCCUCCUUCUCCUCCUUCUCCUCCUCCUUCUGCGUGUAG